CAAUGGUAAAAAAAUAUUUGGGCCGAUACGCCUUACAUGUAGCAUAAAAUUUUCCCAAAUUUUGACCCAAAUUCCACGUCGCAGGAGGAAAAAAAAAAAAUCAGCAUACGACGUCGCAGUGGUCCUCCCUAAUCUAUUAUACCAAAAGGCAAAAUCCAACGUUUGAUCUUUGGAUGUAAAAUAAGGAGGAACGACGUUGACCGUAACAAUCUACACUCCCACACAGCCCAUCUCCAUCUCCUCUCUAGUCUCUACCCUGCAGAAAAAGAGAGAUCGAAGGUGAGUGAAUCAGCGUGCAAUGGCGGACCUUUUCCAGCUACAACAAUGAAGGUAACAGUUGAAAGGACCGGCGCCGCCCAAAUCCAGGCCCCUCCAAAACCUCCGCCGCCAUCAGAUCUUUCCCACAGGCCAAGUUUCCCACGCAGGACGCCUAGACGGCGGUUGAAGGCUCCCGGCGCCGGAGUCCGGCUUAGGAGGGAACCCGGAGCCCCGCCCCCGAAACGGGGCAACCGGCCCGAGACUCCUUUGCUUAGAUGGAAGUUCGAUGAGGGCCGUGGCGACGAUUUCACGGCCGCAGAGGAGGAUAAAUCAGGCAGCGAAGCUGGCCGGAAGUGUCGGCUGACGAUUAAGACAGAGGUAUCGGCCAGGAAGCUCGCCGCUGGCCUGUGGCGCCUCUACACGCCGGAGUUUCAGAUUAAUUUUGGGCAAAGGGUUGGAGGGAUUCAGUCUUCUGGAGUUGGCCAUUUUGGAGGCUCAUUCCAUUGUCAUCAUGUCCAUAGAGUUCAUGGUUCACCAGCUAAGGAUUUGAUGCAUAGUCCGAGAUCCAUGUCUGGUCCAAAACAUGAGCUUCUCUUUAAUAAGCACUUUUCGCAGUUGGACCCGUCUUUCCAGUUCCCAAAUCCUGCAAUGGAAGGCGCAACCAAGUGGGACCCCCACGGCUGGAAAGCGUCGAACUCUCAAAUAUUCACCCGCCCCAAACCCCCCCACCUCAACAGCUCCGGCCCCACCACCACUGUCAUUCCCGCCCUGGAGGCCGAGCUCGACCGUGCCCGAACCCGCAUAAACGAGCUGGAAUCCGAACGCCGGUCCUCGAAAAAGAAGCUGGAGCAGUUCCUCCGCAAGCUCGGGGAAGAGCGAGCCGCGUGGCGCAGCCGCGAGCACGAGAAGGUGAGGGCAAUCAUCGACGACACGAAGUCCGAGCUCGCCCGCGAGCGCAAGAACCGUCAGCGCCUCGAGUCUGUCAACUCGAAGCUGGUCGACGAGCUGGCGGAUGCCAGGCUGUCGGCCAAGCGCCUCGCGCAGGAGUACGAGAAGGAGCGCAAGGACCGCGCGCUGAUCGAGGAGGUCUGUGACGAGCUGGCGAAGGAGAUGAGCGAGGACAAGGCCGAGGCCGAGGCCCUGAAACGGGAGUGCGCGAGGCUCCGCGAGGAAGUCGAGGAGGAGAGGCGGAUGCUGCAGAUGGCCGAGGUUUGGCGGGAAGAGCGCGUGCAGAUGAAGCUCGUGGACGCCAAAGUCAUGCUCGAAGAGAAGUACGCGGAGAUGAAUGCUCUUGUCGCGGGCCUCGAGUCGUUCUUGAGUUCGGGCCCUAUGGAGGUUGAAAAAGCCGAGUUUCUCGUCCAGGUGGCGAGAUCGCUGAGCAUGCACGACGUGCGGGAUUUGACGUACGAGCCUCCGAAUGCAGACGACAUCUUCUCUGUUUUGGAAGAUAGCCCGACUAGCCGGGCUUCGAAGAUUCACACGGUGAGCCCGGAAGUGAAGGUUGUUGGGAAUGAGAGCGGGGAUGCUAGCGAGUGGGAGACUGUGAGCCAUGCGGAGGAGGAUCGCGGGUCGAGCUAUUCGCCCGAGGGAAGUGACCCUUCGGUUAAUAGCAGGAAUUUCCGCGCCAGAUGUGUUUCGAGGAAUGGGGCCGAAUGGGAAAAGGAUGGAGCGGGGAGUAUAGUUGAGAUAAGGGAGGUUGACUCGGCCAGAAUGAGGCAGAUCAAGAGGGCCUCGUCUAUAUCUAAGCUGUGGAGGUCCUGUCCGAAUAAUGGGGAUGGAUGUGAUGGGAAAAACGGGAGGUCGUCAAACGGGAGGAUUUCUAACGGGAGUGUGUUUUCUCCGAAUAACGGGCUUGGGCUUGGGCUUAGCCCGCAGGAGUUUUCGGGUCAGUGGAGCUCGCCUGAUUCGGGUAACCCGCACAUGAAUCAUCGAACAAUGAGAGGGUGUAUUGAAUGGCCGAGAGGUGCACAGAAGAGUAGUCUCAAGACUCGGUUAUUGGAGGCGAGAUUGGAGAGUCAGAAGGUCCAGCUGCGCCAGGUUUUGAAACAGAAGAUUUAGUGUUUGGAAGUAUUGGAAUAAUUUUCAUUUAAGAAAUGUUAGGGGCGAAUUAGUGUUGCGAGAGCUUCUUGUAUGGUAUGUUAUUGAGAUGGAAUUUGGGGUCUAUCUUGAGCUAGGAUUAGCUCUAUAUUUAUGUUACUGUUAUAUGAUAAUUUUAUCCUGCUUGUCUUUGAUACGGAUGGAGACAUUGAAAUGCGACCGUUGUGUCUGUAAUUUGGCUUCUGACAGUGAUUUUAGUGGUCUCUAUGAAGUUGUUCUUUAUAUGUUCCAUAGUAUCCGAGCACAACUUCAUUUCUUUUCUUUUAUUUCUGUUUUUUUAGUAACCUUUGGUAUUUUAUAAUGUGCAGUAAUAUUUAUCUUGG
This is a messenger RNA of Striga asiatica, 2678 nucleotides long. NCBI's taxonomy places the organism in Eukaryota, Viridiplantae, Streptophyta, Magnoliopsida, Lamiales, Orobanchaceae. The record is from the annotation of a GenBank genome assembly.